AUGAAUCAGAGUUUCAGAUCACCGUAGAGAAAAUAAGAUGGUACUUAUAAUUAAUAAUUAAAGGACCAAUAGUUAAAUUGAGAAUGAGAAAAAUACUUGAUAUAAGUAAAAUACGGAAAGAGGAAGAAUAAUUUUAAUGUAUGUUAGAUUCAUAUGAGCCGGAUUAAAGGUAUCAUGAAAAGUUAUCAAAGUGUUUCUUUUUAGGACAGAACCUUUUAUAAUAGAACUUUCAGGUCUACUUCAAGAAGUAUAAGGAAAGUUGAGGACAAAAAACUCUCUGAAGAAUACACUUUAUAUGGGUUUUCUCGAAUUAAAACUGAUAGGACACCUUUAAUAUUGAUUAGUAGAUCGUAAAAAAGAAAUCAACUUGUAAUUGAUGAAGAUAAGGAAAUUAGUAAUUAAGAAUGGUUUGAAAAAUGUAAAUAAAUGGAUCCACCUUAAGCCAAAGCUUAGUUUUAUGAUAAAGUUACUAAGUAAGAAGUUUGUUAAAAUUAGUUCAUACAUAUGGUAUGAUGUUACAGUAUUGGAUUAUGUAUAAGAAAGCAAGAAAUUUUCGGUUUAAAAAUUUCCAGAAGGAUAAACAAAAAAUGUUACUAGAUUAUCUAUUCAGUUUUAUAAUUAAAAUUAAGAUCUGUUUAAAUAAGCCCAAAAAGAAAAAUACUAAAUUCGAUCUUAGAAAAAAAUUGAAUUGAAAAAAAUUCAAGAUAUAAUAAAUGUAAAUGAUGUGGAAGUUAAUAAGUUACCCUCAUAUUUGAAGUUAAGAUUCAUAAGAAAAUUUCAAUAAAAUGAUCGUUAAGGAUUAUUGUCUAAACUUUUAGAGGAAGUGAAUUAAAUUUAUACUUUUGAUAUGAAAAAAUGUAUAUUUUAUAAGGAUUUGCAGAAAUACAAAUAAAUAUAUUGUCCUUUGCCAAAAUAUUAAUUUUACACUAAGUAUUAGUAAUAAAUAGAAAACAAUUAAUCAUUUAUGCAAUAAAUUACAAUAUAAGUAUGGUAGGUUAUGAAUUAAAGAUGUUUAAGGUUUAAUUUUCAAAUAGUAGAUUUAAAAGAGUUAGAAUUACCUCUGUAGAAUAUAGUAUUUUUAGAAUAUUGUUAAAACAAUAUAAAAAGUUAUAUUUAUUAAGUCAAUUUGCAAAGAAAAUAUAAAUAAUCUGAAAUUUAAGAUGUUNUAUAAUCUAAGUAAAUGAAAAUAUUAUUUAAAUAUUUUAUUAAAAAAAAUCAAUGAAUCAGAGUUUCAGAUCACCGUAGAGAAAAUAAGAUGGUACUUAUAAUUAAUAAUUAAAGGACCAAUAGUUAAAUUGAGAAUGAGAAAAAUACUUGAUAUAAGUAAAAUACGGAAAGAGGAAGAAUAAUUUUAAUGUAUGUUAGAUUCAUAUGAGCCGGAUUAAAGGUAUCAUGAAAAGUUAUCAAAGUGUUUCUUUUUAGGACAGAACCUUUUAUAAUAGAACUUUCAGGUCUACUUCAAGAAGUAUAAGGAAAGUUGAGGACAAAAAACUCUCUGAAGAAUACACUUUAUAUGGGUUUUCUCGAAUUAAAACUGAUAGGACACCUUUAAUAUUGAUUAGUAGAUCGUAAAAAAGAAAUCAACUUGUAAUUGAUGAAGAUAAGGAAAUUAGUAAUUAAGAAUGGUUUGAAAAAUGUAAAUAAAUGGAUCCACCUUAAGCCAAAGCUUAGUUUUAUGAUAAAGUUACUAAGUAAGAAGUUUGUUAAAAUUAGUUCAUACAUAUGGUAUGAUGUUACAGUAUUGGAUUAUGUAUAAGAAAGCAAGAAAUUUUCGGUUUAAAAAUUUCCAGAAGGAUAAACAAAAAAUGUUACUAGAUUAUCUAUUCAGUUUUAUAAUUAAAAUUAAGAUCUGUUUAAAUAAGCCCAAAAAGAAAAAUACUAAAUUCGAUCUUAGAAAAAAAUUGAAUUGAAAAAAAUUCAAGAUAUAAUAAAUGUAAAUGAUGUGGAAGUUAAUAAGUUACCCUCAUAUUUGAAGUUAAGAUUCAUAAGAAAAUUUCAAUAAAAUGAUCGUUAAGGAUUAUUGUCUAAACUUUUAGAGGAAGUGAAUUAAAUUUAUACUUUUGAUAUGAAAAAAUGUAUAUUUUAUAAGGAUUUGCAGAAAUACAAAUAAAUAUAUUGUCCUUUGCCAAAAUAUUAAUUUUACACUAAGUAUUAGUAAUAAAUAGAAAACAAUUAAUCAUUUAUGCAAUAAAUUACAAUAUAAGUAUGGUAGGUUAUGAAUUAAAGAUGUUUAAGGUUUAAUUUUCAAAUAGUAGAUUUAAAAGAGUUAGAAUUACCUCUGUAGAAUAUAGUAUUUUUAGAAUAUUGUUAAAACAAUAUAAAAAGUUAUAUUUAUUAAGUCAAUUUGCAAAGAAAAUAUAAAUAAUCUGAAAUUUAAGAUGUUUUACAAAAAAAAUUUAGUUUUUUAGGCAAAGAUUAAUAAACACACUUUUAAAGUCCUUUGCAUAGAAUUUUAAGAAAACUUGAUUUAAUUUAUGCAGAUUUUUUGAAACACUAAUUAUCUUUAAAUACAGAAGCAAUAUUUAAUAUUUAUUAAUAAUUUAUACUUUAGCCAAAUGAUUCUUUUUAUAUUAAUGCAUCAACAUUUUUAGUUCUAGAGUUACAUGUUAAAGUAAUAAAAUAAACAAAGUAAAAAAAAUAAUAGGUAAAGAAGAUGGAAAGAUUAACAAAACAAUCAUUUCGAGAGAAAGAACAAGAAGUAUAAAAAGAAGAGAUUGAAUAUGAUGAUAAGAUAACAAUAAAUUUAGCUGAAUCUGAAGUUAUUGAGCUCUUGACUUUUCCUUAAACAUAAUUAAUAGAAUAAAUUAGUAGAGUAAAUAAAAUGGAAGGUGAUAUUAUGACAUUAUUAUUAUUGAAAAAGGAAUUGGCUUUAACAUAAGAUGAUGUUGAAUCACUGAUAUAAUAAAUUAAUCCAACUAUAGAAUUGAUAAAAGUUGAAUAUCAAAAAUGCGUUAAGGUACUUUAGAAGUUUUAGAAGUUUGAAUUUAUUUUAAAGAGAUUCAGAACGUCUGAAGUAAAUUAGCUUUUAGGAAUAGAAACAAAAAGAGUUCCAUUAUCUUAGUUAAAUUUUGAUGAAAUAGAUGAGAAGAUCAAAAAUUUAGAAUGGGCAAAAAUAGAGAUAAGCAAAAUUUUAUCAAAUUCAGUAAAAUUAGGUUUAUUUACUUUAAGAUUAAAAGGAAUAAAAGAAUUUCUAAUAAAUAAAGCAGAAGAAUAGAAAAAAAUGAUAAUGAAUAGAAUUCAUGAAGUUAUUUUAUUUAACAUAAAAAAUAUUGGAGAAUAAUAUGAUGAGGUUUAUAAGAAAGGAUCACACAUUCCAGUUACUGAAUAGGAAUUAAUAGAUUUGAAAUUGAUGCUUGAUGAAAUAAAUGUUUAGUUUGGGAAGUUAAGAUUUGAAAUUAGCUAGAUGUAAAUUUAAAUAUUAAUUUUAGCAUGAAAUACGUAAAAAUAUUUGAAGAAAACUAUUUUGAAUAUGAUAACAAGAUAAUUGAAUCUUAUUACCAUUUAUUAUAUAAACCAAAAGAUAUUACUUAAAUAAUCCAUAAAAAUAAAGAUGUUAUUUUAGUAAAGGAGAAAGAGUUUUUAAAGCGUUUAAAAUAGGAUGAGUAAGAUUUUAAAGAGAUAAUGUAAGAGAUAUCAGAACUCUUUAAUUAAAUAAAAUUAUUUGAUGAUUAUGGUUAAAUUAAAACUUAUCUUCCUUAAGUUAAUCAACUAACUAAAUCAUUCAAUUACGCUAAGGAUUAAAUCACUAGUUUUAAUAUUCGCUAAUAAAUGUUAUCGAUGCAAUUAACUAAUCAGGCAGAAUUAGAUAACAUAAUAUUUUAAUUCAAACCUUAUGAAAAAUUAUGGACUUUAGUGGUAUACAUCUCCAGCAUAUGCAUUAGAGCAAAUUCGAGUCCCAAAAAGAAAAAUGGAUAAGCGGAUCUUUCAAAUCAUUGAACUAUUAAGAUAUGAUCUGGAAGCUUAAUUAGUUUGCUAGUGAGAUAGGAUCUGUGAGUGCUAAUUUCGAGGUGGAAAAUGAAAAUUUGAAAAACUUAUUAAAAGGAUUUCGAAAAGCUUUGGAUUCUUUUAAAGAAAUGUUAUGGGUAGUUGAAUCAUUAGCUAUAGAGGCAUUUACAAAAAAACCUUAAUUUUGGAGGGAGUUAUUUAGGGAAUGUAAAAUUAGUAAUUUUGAUCCAAAAGAUGAUUUUCCAUUUUUUGUAUUAUUGAAUAGAGGAAUUUUAAAUUAUAAAGAUCAAGUAAUAUAAAUUUCAAUAAGAGCAGAAAAAGGAUGGAAUAUAGAAAAAAGAUUAUAAGAAAUGCAUGAUAAGUUAUGUUAGGUUACAUUAGAAGUAAGUGCUUAUAGAGAAACAUUUAUAUUCAAAAAUUUGGAUGAAAUAUAAGUAAUUUUGGAUGAAUAAUUCAGUGUAUUAACUAUUCUAAAAGCAUAACCUCAUAUAAAAUUAUCAGUUGGAUAAGCUAAUUAAUUGGAAUAUAAAAUAUUAUUGAUUUAAGAAACUUUAGAUUUUGGUAUGAAAUGUCAAAAAUAAUGGAUGUAUUUAGACCCAAUCUUUUCAAGUGAAGAUAUAUAAACAAAAUUAGUAGAAGAAACACAGAAUUUUAAAUUAGUUGAUCAAGCUUUUAGAAAAUGUAUGAGGGAGUUUAAGAAAGAACCAAUAUUGUGGGAAUGUGUAGAUAGUGAUAGUAUGAAAGUAGAUUUUAGUAAUGGAGUAAUGUUAUUAGAUUAAAUCUAAAAGAGUUUAACUGUAUAUUUAGAAUAAAAGAGAAUUGUUUUCCCAAGAUUUUAUUUUGUUUCAGAUGAAGAGUUAGUUCAAAUUUUAUCUUAAACAAAAGAUCCAACAUAAAUUUAGAAUCAUAUUUAUAAAUGUUUUGAAGCUAUGCAUAAAUUAUAGUUCUCUGUAACUUAGGCAAUAACAGGAUUUCAAUCUACUUAAGAAGAAAAGAUUAAAUUAUUUUAAGAAGUUAAAGUUAUGGAAGGUUCUAGAAGAGGAAAUGUUGAAUUGUGGUUAUUAGAUUUAUAGAAUGAAAUGAGAACAGCAAUCAAAAAUUAUUCUUAUUAAACUUUGAUAGAUUUAAUAUCCACUAAGUAGGAAUUUAUUGCAAAAUGGCCUGCAUAAUGCAUUCUAUUAGCUAAUCAUAUAAGAUGGACUCGUAAUACUGAAUCAGCUAUUAGAGGAUAAUAAAAAUUAAAUUUGGGAGUAUUUUGGGAACAAUUGAAUAAAGAAUUAUAGGAAACUGUUUAGUUAGUAAGAAAAGAAAAUAGAAUUAUUCCUAAAACUAUUUUAGAAGCAAUGGUAGUUAUGGAAGUACAUGCUAAAGACAUAGUAUAAUCACUAUAUAAAUAAAAUGUUUAAACAAUUUUUGAGUUUGCUUGGAUAUCAUAAUUAAGAUAUUAUAAUGAAGAUAAUAGGAAUGUUUCAGCUAGAAUGAUUAAUGUAUCUGUUUAAUAUGGAUUUGAGUAUUUAGGAAAGGUUACUAGAUUAGUAAUGACAUCAUUAACAGAUAGAUGUUAAAGAACUUUGUUGGAAGCAUUGCAUAUGAAUUAUGGUGGAGCUCCAGAAGGUCCAGCAGGUACAGGAAAAUCAGAAACUGUUAAAGAUUUAGCUAAAGCAAUUGGAAUGCCUUGUAUUGUCUUUAAUUGUUCAGAUGGUCUAAAUUAUAUUGCUAUGGGUAAAUUCUUUAAGGGUUUAGCCUCAUCUGGAUCCUGGUGUUGUUUUGAUGAAUUCAAUCGUAUUGAUGCAGAAGUUUUAUCUGUUGUUGCUUAAUAAAUUUAUACUAUUUAGAAAGCAAUUAAAGAAGAGAAAACAAAUUUUAUAUUUGAAGGAGAAGAUGUCCAAUUAAUUAGAACUUGUGCAAUUAAUGUUACUAUGAAUCCAGGUUAUGCAGGUAGAACAGAAUUACCAGAUAAUUUAAAAAUUCUAUUUAGACCUUGUGCAAUGAUGGUACCUGAUUAUGCGAUGAUAGCAGAAAUAUAUUUAUAUAGUAUUGGUUUUUAGAAAGCAAGAGAAUUAAGUAGUAAGAUUGUAACUUGUUUAAAAUUAUGCAAUGAAUAAUUAUCAAGCUAAGAACAUUAUGAUUUUGGAAUGAGAACAUUGAAAGCAGUAUUAAAUUCAGCAAAAUCUAUGUUUAAUGAAAUAGAAGAAGAAAUAUGUUUAAAUGCAUUAAUAAAUGUAAAUAAACCAAAAUUCACUGAUAGUGAUCUCCUAUUAUUUAUGGCAAUAACUUAAGAUUUAUUUCCUGGUAUAUAAUUAGUUGAAGGAGAUGAAUUACAAAAUUUAUAUGACGGAUGUUAAGAUUUAGAUUUAUAAAUAGAUAAAGAAUUCUUCGAAAAAUGUGUUUAAUUAAACAAUAAUAUUAAUGUUAGAAAUGGUGUAAUGUGUAUUGGUUAAGCUUGUUCAGGCAAAACUUCUGUGUUAUAAACACUUAGUAAAAGUUAAGAUGCUCUUAUUCUAAAAGUAAAUCCAAAAGCAAUUACUAGUGAUUAAUUAUAUGGAAGAUUGGAUCCAGAAACAAAAUAAUGGGCAGAUGGAGUAGCUCCAAUUUUGAUUAGAGAUAAUAUUGAUAAAAAAUAAAAAGUUUGGAUUAUGUUUGAUGGUCCGGUAGAUUCUAUAUGGAUUGAAAAUUUGAAUACUGUUUUGGAUGAUAAUAAAAAGUUAUGUUUAACAUCAGGUGAAAUAUUAAAAAUACCAGAUACGAUGUGUAUGCUUUUUGAAAUAGAAGACUUAAAAGCAGCUUCUCCAGCAACAGUAUCAAGAUGUGGUAUGAUUUACUUUUUACCUAUAAAUUGGUAUCUAAUUGUUUAAUCUAUUAAAUUACCUAAAGGAUAUGAUUAAGAUUAUACAAUUAGAAGAAUAAGAUUGUAAUAAUUUUAUUAAUAUUUAUUAUAGUUUUUUAGACAACACAAUUGCUUGGGUUUAAUCUAAACAUUAAGUCUUUAUAAUUUAUGAUUCCAUCAAUAUUUUAACAUGCAGUUUUCUAAAAUUACUUUCAAAGUACCUAACAGUAGACUUAGCAUCUAAAAAUAAUGAUAAUUUAAUGGUUUUUUGUUUAAUUUGGUCAUUUGGUGCAGCUAUGGAUGAAUAAAUUAGACCUAAAUUUAAUUUAUUUUUGAAUAAUUUAAUAGAGACCAAAAUGUCCAAUUUAUAAACAUAAUUUCCAGCUGAUUAAUAAUUGGAUUUAGAGGUAGAAAUAUUAGAUGAUUAUUUCUAAUAUUUUUUAAAUGAAGGAAAAUGGAUUAAAUGGAUUGAUGUAUAAAGAUUAUUUUUAAAUUUAGACAUAAGCUCCAUAAAGGAUAUAAGGAUCUAUGUAGUUUCAUGAAAUAUUUGCAUAAACAGCUGAAACUAUAAGAAAUGAUUACUUUUGUUAAGUUGGGUUGCAUUUUUUGUUUGCUGGUCCUACUGGGACAGGUAAAUCACUUUCUAUGAAUAAAUACUAAUAGUUUUUAAUAACUUGUUCUGGUUAAACAACUGCCAAUAGAUUACAAAGAUUGAUAGAAACUAAAAUUAAUAAGAGAAGAAAGAAAGGACAUUACUAUGCAGAGGAAGGAUAAAUUAACAUUUUUGUAGAUGAUUUAAAUAUGCCUUAUAGAGAACCUGAAGGAUCUGUUCCAGCUGUAGAAUUAUUACGGUAAUGGAUGGAAAUGAAUGGAUGGUAUGAUUUGGAUUCUAAAGAAUUUAAAUACAUUUGCGAGAUAACAUUUUUAGGAGCUAUCCAUCCUAUAGAAAGAAAUUAAAUAACUUUGAGAUAUUUAAGAUUUUUUAAUCUUUUAUACAUUGGAGGAUUCAAUCAUUAAAGUUUAACAACUAUGUUAAAUGUUUUUGGUGAAUGGUUAAUAAUGAAUUAAGUAGAAGAAAUAAGAGGCUUAAAAAAUAAAUUAGUUGAAAAAACUAUUCAUCUUUAUUAGAGUGUUUAAAAAUUAUUAUUACCAACUCCAUAAAAAUCUCAUUAUAUUUACAAUUUAAGGGAUAUUUUUAAAAUAUUUGAAGGAAUUAGUAAAGUAAAAGUUAUUGAAAAUCCUCUUCAUAUAUUUAAGUUAUGGUCUCAUGAAUGUUUAAGAGUAUUUAGUGAUAGACUUAUAGAUGAAGAGGAUUAAAAUAAAUUUGAGUAGCUCAUUUAAGAAAAUUUAGCUUAAUUAGAUAUAGAACCAAUUUAAACUAAUAAUCUUAUAUGGUCUUCAUGUUUAAACAAAUAAUAUGAAGAAGUUCAUGAUCUAUCAAAAUUAAGAGAAAAAUUGCUCAUGACUUUAGAUAAAUAUAAUUCAUUAGAUUCAUAGAAUAAACUUUAAUUAAUUUUUUUUAACAUGGCAAUUAUACAUAUUAUCAGAAUAGUUCGUAUACUUUAAAAUGUUUAUGGUCAUGUUUUAAUGAUAGGUAUGGGUGGAACAGGACGAUCAUCAUUAAGUAAAAUAGCUAAUUUUAUUGUAUUUAAUAAGGCUCUUAAAACUAUAGAUUCUAGAUCAUGGAAUGAUUAAUUAUUGAUUUAAUUAAAAGAAACAGGAUUAGAAAAUGAAUAGAAUACAAUAUUAUUUAAUGAUUCUUAAUUCUAAUCUGAAUAUAUGUUAGAAGAUGUAUGUAAUUUGAUGAGUCAUGGUGAAGUAUCUCAUUUAUUUCCACCAGAAGAGAGGAUUAAAAUAUAGGAAACAACAACUUAUAAUUAGUUUGUAAAGAAUUGUAAAUUAAAUAUACAUGUGAUUUUAUGUAUGCAACCUGUAGGUGCUCUAUAUAGAAAGAGAUUACGAACAUUUCCAACAAUAAUAAAUUGUACAACUAUUGAUUGGUUUUCAACAUGGCCUUAAGAUGCUUUGGAAUCAACAGCUUAAUAAUUUCUACCUAAAUAGCUUGUAUAGAUGGGUGUUGAAGUUCACUAUAAAAUACUUUAAAUUACUGAAAGAUUUAAGUAAGAAUUAAGAAGAUAUUUUUAUGUGACUCCAACAUAAUAUUUAUAAAUGCUUUAAACUUUUUAAAUAAUUUAAGAUUAGAAAAUGGGAUAAUCUUAAGUAUUUAUUGAGAAAUUUGAAAAUGGAGUUGAAUAAAUUAGAAAAGCUGAAAAUGAUGUAGAUAGAAUCAAAGCUAAAUUAUUUGAAUUAUAACCUAAAUUAUAAAAAGCAAAUGAAGAUAAUAAUCAAUUACUUAUAAAGAUUUAAAAAAGAUAAGAGGAAGCUGAUAAGAAGAAAUAAGCCUGUGAAUUUGAAGAGAAGAUUUGUUAAUAAUAAAGUGAUGAGGCAAACUAAUUAAGAAAUAGUUGUCAAUAGGCAUUAGAUAAUGUGUUGCCAUUAUUAGCAUAAGCCACUGAAGCCUUAGAGAGAAUUACUAAAGAUGAUAUGAUAUUAUUGAAAUCAUUUACAAAUCCACCAGUAUCAGCUGCAAUUGUUAUGGAAGGUUUAGCUUAUGCUUUUGAAGAAGAUCAUUUAGUAAAAAGCAAAAAUAAGGAACCUCCUGUAUUAUAAGAUUAUUGGGAUUAUGCUAAGAAAUGUUUACUAAAUGAUAAAUUAAUUAAGAGAAUUAAAAGUUUAAAAUUAGAAUAGAUUAGAUAGAUAUCUUUUAAGAAUAUUUAAAAAUUAUAAGUGUUUGCUAAAAAUCCUUUAUUUGAAAAAGAUAGAGUAUUUAAUGCAUCUAAAGCUGCUGGUAAUUUAGCUCUUUGGAUAAGAGCUGUUUUAGAAUCUUAUAUGGCAGUUGAAAUAAUUGAACCAAAAAAAGCAGAAUUAAAGUAAGCUGAAGAGAAGUUGUAAGAGGCUGAAGAACUUGUUUAAGAAAAGAAAAAUGCUUUAGAAAUUGUUUUAGAAGAAUUACAUAAAUAUUAAUUAGAAUAUAAUCGUGCUAAGUCUGAAAAAGAAAGAAUAGAAGAAUAAGUUAUUACUAUUAGUUCAUAGUUGUAAAGAGCUGAAUAAUUAAUUGCAAAUUUAAGUGAAGAAAAAUCAAGAUGGAAUUUAAAAGCAUAAUAGUAUAAGCAAAAUUAAAAAAAUAUUAUCGGUGAUUGUAUGCUAAAUUCAGCAAUUAUUGCUUAUCUAGGUGUUUUCCCUAUUUAAUAUAGAGAAGUCUGUUUAGAAUAUUGGAAAUCAAAAUUAUAAGAUUAUAAUGUUUAAAUCUCAAACAAUUAUUCUUUAUAAAAUCAAUUGAGCGAUCCUGUUCAAAUCAACCGAUGGCUUUAAUAAAAAUUGCCUAAUGAUUAAUUUAGUAUUGAUAACGCAAUUAUAAUGAAAUAAUCAACUAGAUGGCCACUUAUCAUAGAUCCUCAACUGUAAGCUAAUGAAUGGAUUAAGAAUAUGGAGAAUUAAAAAAGUUUAAUAGUUUUUAAUGCUAUGUGGCCUAUUAAUUAAAUUUAAUUACAAUUAUAGCAUGCUAUUUAAAUUGGGUAUGCUGUUUUAUUAGAAAAUGCAGGAUAAACCUUGGAUCCGUUAUAUGAAUAAAUAUUAUAAUUUAAUUAAUAAAGAGGAUAAAGAAAUUUAUAUAUCAAAUUUGGUGAUAAGAUGAUAGAAUAUUCUAGUGAUUUUAGAUUUUAUAUUACAACAAAAUUAUCUAAUCCUCAUUAUCAACCAUAAGUUUGUGUUGUAGUAACGAUGCUAAAUUUUUAAGUUACACAAGAAGGUUUGGUUGAUUAAAUGUUGAAUAUUGUUGUUAAAAUAGAUGAACCAUUGAAAGAUGAAUAAAGAAAUAAAAACAUAUCAUAAUAUGUGUUAAAUAAGAAUAAAUAAAUACAAACAGAAAAUCUUAUUUUAAAGUUAUUAUCAGAAGCUUCUGGAGAUCUUUUAGAAAAUGAAGUAUUAAUUAAGACUUUAAAAUAGUCAAAAGAAGAUGCUUUUGAAAUUGAGUAAAGAUUAUAAAAGUUAGAACAUGAUCAAUAACUUUUUAAUUAAAUCAAAUAAUUUUAUAAUUAAGUAGGGGAAUUAGUAUCUAAUAUAUAUUUUAUAGUAAAUGACCUAUCAAUUAUAGAACCUACAUAUUUGUGGUCAUUAGAAUUUUACAUAUAAUAAUAUUAGAGAUCAAUAAAAGAGGCUUAAUUUGGAAAAUAAAAAAGGGUAUAAAAUAUAAUAGAGAAAUUUCUAUAACAUAUUUAUAUUACGAUAAAUCGAUCAUUGUUAGAUAAAGAUAAAUUUAUAUUUAGAUUUUUAUUUUGUUUAAAAGUGUUAAAUAUUCCAAUAGAAUAAAUAAGGACAUGUGUUAUAGGACCUUCUAUAACAUAAACAGAUCUAAAGAUACCUUAGAAUUAUGAAUGGCUAACACCAAAAAUGUGGUUAGGUUUGGUAGAUUUAAUGGAAAAGUAUCCUAAAGAUUUUGGAUGGUUAAGUUAAGAUAUGGAAGAUAAUCAUUAAUUUUGGGAUGGAUAUUUUUAUAGUCAAUAAUCAUAUAAAAUAUAAAUACCUUAGAUUGUAAAUUAGUUCAAUUCUUUAAUGUUAAUAAAAAUUAUAAAACCUGAGUAAUUUAUAAAUAGUUUUAAUGAAUUAGUAAGAACUUUGAUGGGUAAAUAAUUCUUGGAGAAUAUACCAUUUACUUUUGAGUAAUUUUAUUAAGAAUCUACUCCAUCUACACCAUUAUUAUGUUUAAUUUAGCCAGGUAGUGAUGCAAGAUAAGAAAUAAUAUCCUUAGCAGAUAAAUUAGGAUAUUAAGAUCAUAUCCACACAGUUUCUUUAGGAUAAGGUUAAAUUUAAUUGGCUUUGAAAUUGAUAAAGAAUGGUUUGCAUUAAGGAAAGUGGAUUUUAUUAUAAAAUUGUCAUGUUGCUUAAUCAUUUAUGCCAGAAUUAGAAUAAUUAUUUGAAAAUCAAUUUAAAAGCUAGAAUAUAAAUAAGGAAUUUAGAUUAUGGUUAACAAGUUAACCAACAAAUUUAUUUCCACAUAAUGUUUUACUAAAAAGUAUAAAAUUAUCAAAUAUUUUCUAGCUUUGAAAUUAACAUAUGAAUUACCAAGAGGUUUAAAAAAUAAUAUGUUAAGGUCAUAUUUUUAAUAAGAUUAAGAUAAAUUUGAAUAAUGUAAAAAAUUAGAAGAAUGGAAGAAUUUAUUUUUUUCUUUGACUUUAUUUCAUGCAUGUAUAUUGGAAAGAAGAAAAUAUGGUCCAUUAGGUUGGAAUGUGAGUUAUAAUUUCUCAUAACAUGAUUUAGAAAUAUCAAAAGAAUAAAUUUUAUACAUUUUAAAUCAUUAAACUGAAAUUUAAUGGGAUGCUUUAUAAUAUUUAGUAGCAGAAUCAAAUUAUGGUGGUAGAGUAACAGAUCCUUAAGAUAGAAAAUUAUUAAAUAUAUUAGUAAAUGAAUUUUUAAAUGAAAAUACAGCUAAAGAAGGAUAUGUUUUUAGUGAUUAUGUAAAAAUACCAUAAUCUAGUAAUGUUUUUGGUUAUAUCAAUUAUAUUCAAACUUUACCCAUUGAUGAUCCUCCAUAAUUAUUUGGUUUGCAUUCAAAUGCAGAAAUAUAUUCAUCAAUUUUACAAGUUGAUUUAAUUAGUUAAGAAAUCUUGUAAGUGUUACCAAGAGCUGUAGGAGCUUAAUAAAACACUGAUUUUAUUGUAAAGCAAAAAUGUAAAGAGAUAAUUGAUUUACUGCCUGAAUAAUUUAAUCUUUUAGAAUUAGAAUAAAAAUAUCCUAUAUUAUCUCAAAAUUCAUUGAAUACUGUAUUACAAUAAGAUGUUGGCAGAUAUAAUAAACUUUUGCGUACAAUAAAUUCAUCUUUGUCUAAUCUUAUUAAAUAGAUAGAUGGAUAUAUUAAUAUGUCAGACGAUUCACAAGACAUUCUUGGAAAUGUUAUGGAUAAUUAAGUACCUAAUGAAUGGUUGAAAGCUUCAUAUUAAACCACUAAACCUUUAGCAACUUAUAUUAAAGAUUUAUUAGAUAGAUUGUCUUUUAUUCGAAAAUGGAUAAAUGAAGGUGAACCUAUAUUAUAUUGGAUGGGUGGUUUAUUCUUUAUACAAAGCUUUUUAACAGGAAUUUUACAAAAUUAUGCUAGAAAACAUAAAAUACCUAUAGAUGAAGUGAAAUUUGACUAUGAAUUUUAUUAGACUAAACCAUUAUCUAAACCAGAAGAUGGAUUUUAUGUAGAAGGUAUUUAUAUUGAUGGUGCUAAAUUCGAUUUUAAAACUAAUUCUAUUGAAGAACCUGAAAAUCUAAUACUUUACUAUGACGCUCCUAUUAUACAUUUCAAACCUACGUUAGAACAAUAAGUUAUAUAAUUUUAUGCAUGUCCAUUAUAUAAUACUGUUUAAAGAAGAGGAAAUCUAACUAGUACUGGAGGAUCAGCUAAUUUUAUAUGUAAUAUUAAAGUACCAAUCACCUAAUCUGAUAGUCAUUGGACAAAAAGAGGAGUAGCCAUGAUUUUAUAAUUAAAUUGA
Paramecium sonneborni is the source of this 13305-nucleotide messenger RNA. The record is from the annotation of a GenBank genome assembly. NCBI's taxonomy places the organism in Eukaryota, Ciliophora, Oligohymenophorea, Peniculida, Parameciidae.